GCGCGCGCGUUGUGGGCGGCGCCCUCUCGCGGCUCUUCUCGCGCAUGGCCCCGGGCUGGAGCUCCAUUCAGCGCGAUGGCGCCUGUGGAAGCGUGACAGCGGCAGCAGCUCGCGCGUCUCACUGAUAUCUUUCCCGAGAAGAAUAUGGAAGCUCUCGACAGUAAAUGUGCCCUCUCGCUGGCGGUGUUAGUCUUCUGUCAAAUAGUUGAAGUGUCACAAGCCUAUGGAUUCAGAUCACAGAAGAAGCUUGCGGAAAACAUAGACUGGUCAUAUUCGGGAACUCUAAACCAAAACAACUGGGCCAGGAAAUACCCAUCAUGUAACAACGCCAAACAAUCACCAAUAAACAUCGAGGAGAGUCUAGCACAGGUCAAAGUUCAAUUCCAGAAGCUAAGGUUAGAGGGCUGGGAGAAGCAGACUGAUGAGUCAACCACAGUGAAGAACGAUGGAAAGACAGUGGCCAUAGAUGUGGGUGGUGAAUUCUACGUGAGUGGAGGGGGAUUGAGGUCCAGGUUUAAGGUGGGCCGCAUCAUCUUUCACUGGGGUCGCUGCAAUGCCUCUUCUGAUGGCUCUGAGCAUGGCCUCAAUGGAAUAAAAUUCCCCCUGGAGAUGCAGAUAUAUUGUUAUGAAGCCCAUCAUAGCUCUAUUGAUGCAGCCCUGAUGAAUGGAGGAAAAAUUACGGCUCUUGCUAUAUUGAUCGAGACAAGUGUUGAGGAUAAUGAAAACUAUGCAGCCAUCAUUGAUGCAGUCAACAGUGUCAGCAGACAUGGGAAGACUGGCAGUAUAUCUCCAUUUACCCUGCAAGGCCUCCUGCCCAACUCCACUGAGAAGUACUUCAUCUAUAACGGAUCUCUCACCUCCCCUCCCUGCUCUGAGACCGUAGAGUGGAUUGUGUUUAAGAAUACUGUGGCCAUCUCUGAGGCACAGUUGGAGAUGUUCUGUGAGGUGAUGACCAUGCAGCAGGUUGGCUAUGUGAUGCUGAUGGACUACCUCCAGAACAACUACAGAGAACAGCAGUCUCAGUUUAUGGGUCAGGUCUUCUCUUCAUACACCGGCACUGAAGAGCUCCUCACACCAAUUUGUAGCUCUGAGCCAGAGAACGUGCAAGCAUAUCCGCACAACUACACAAGUCUUCUAGUAAUCUGGGAAAGGCCACGGGCUGUAUAUGAUGCGAGCAUAGAGAAAUACUCUGUCACCUACCAGCAGGCACGGGGAGAUGACCAGCCUACACUUGAGUACCUCACUGAUGGAGACCAAGAUGUGGGAGCCAUCAUCCAGGACCUGGCAGCUAACACUAGCUACAUGGUGCAGGUGGUGGCCGUGUGCAAUAAUGGUCUUUAUGGCCGCACAAGUGAGCAGCUGAUAGUGGACAUGCCCGUGAAUGACCCUGAAACAGACCCUGAUCCUGAUCCUUCUGAAAUUGAAGAAGAGGAGGAGUAUCAACCUAACCCUUUUUUGGUCAGACAGGACUUGAAUCAGGCACCAAUUCAAAUCACUACGACCUGGCCCACAUUUACUUCAGUAGACCCUCCUGUGCCUCCUGUCUUUGGUGUAACAACAACCAUACCGUCCACUGGAACCACAGUGCAAAACACUCCCCCAUCUUCCCACAUGACCACUAUCACAACUUUCAUGACAGAUUUAGUCACUUCUGAAUCAGAAUACAGUGGCAGCACGGCACUGACAAAUGUACUCACUUCUGACUCACUUUACAGUGGCAGUACAGCACCAAGUAUGACCUCAGAGAGUGAGGAUGGCAGUUAUAGUGUUGUAGGUCCUACAGUGGAAACAGUCACCCCUGAUGCAGAAUCUACAUCAUCCUCAGCUACAACUGAAGGGGAGGUCACUGUCUCAGAUGGCUAUGGGCAGAACAUAGUUGCAGUUACUACAGUUGUGCCCCUCUCUGAAAGCCCUGCAACAGUAAUCCCCUCCCUCCUCCCCCCGGAGGUCUCAUUGCAGACUACAACUCCCAGCGUGUCUUUCCUAACCACUGCUGCCUUCAGUGCUGUCCUCUUGCAGACCACUCAGCCAAUGUUCAAGGGUGAGAGCUCCCCCUCUGCACCUUCUGUAUCUGACCCAUUGCAUGCCAGUCCUGUGUCACUCCCCUCCUCUAGUGCUAUGUUGUAUGAGUCUGCGUCCAUCUCUGACUGGGAUGCCCCAUACUCUAUCGCUAUCCCAGUGGUGUCCGAUGGGCAGCCAUCUGUCACAUCCUUCCCUUCCUACCCCACCCAGUCCUCCUCCAGUUAUGUGUCUCGUUGGGCUGCGGAAUCUGUCUCUAGUGGUGGUUGUGGUGAUGAUGAUGGUGAUGAUGGUGACGUAUUGUCUGGGUCGACUUCUAGUGCCCCCCUCUGUAGCAGUUCAGGUACUGUCCCUCUACAAACUUUGCCUGACUUGGUUGACUCUGUGCUCUCAGAGUCGUCUGAACAGACUCACCUCUCUAAGCCUCGCAGCACUGUCUCAUCUCUGCAGCCUUCACUUGCCUUUUCUAGUGACUACUCUUUGGUGACAGAUGUUUCUGACUUUAGCACUUUACUCUCAGGUACCACUGGAAACUCUGGCAUACUAGUGGAGCUGGCAAAGUCUUCUUCAGUAGCUCUAGCUAUCAGCCAAGAUCACGAUGGCCCUUGCAUUCACUGUCUCAGUUCCACCUCUCUGCAUGCCUCUCCUCUCUUCUUGAAGCCUUCAUCUACUUGGGAACACCUUUCAGGUGACCUGUCUAGCCUGGUAGAUCUCCAUUUAUUUCUGUCUUCUUCCACUAUGGGGACUUCCACAUUAUGCAGUGCAGUAGACUGGGACAUCUAUGCUGGGGCUCCUCUGUCUUCUGCCGAGCCUUCUAGUGACCUACACUUCUCUAUUACAGCAACUGGUGGCACCAUAAUCAGUGAAAGUGUCUCUACUUCUUUGGAACCUACCACUUUGUGGCCUAACUCCAGUCCAGAGACUGUUUCCUCCAUGCCCACCCACUCUGCUGAAGGUCCUGUGGACAGCAGUGCCUCAGGCUGGGUGGUGGACCAGGACUGGGGCCAGACUUCAGGAUCUGGAGACUGGAGUUCUGCUCCUUCCACAUUAUCUGCGGUCCCCACUGAAGCCCUACCUGAGGAGCUAGAGGAGGUGCACUCCUCAUCCUUCUACUUUGAGAACGAGAGCGUGAUGGAAAGCGAGUCAAAAACAAGCAUCAUUGCUGUCCACCCCAGCCCACCCUGGGCUCUCGGAGGUGUGGAGGAAGAGAGUGGCUCAGGCGAGAACCUUACGGAUAAUGAGACGUCUUCAGAUUUUAGUAUCCCAGAGCGAGGGGACAAAGACUCAGAGGAAGAGCUGGUGGCAGAUGCCAGUAACAGUAGUCAUGAGUCACGCGUGGGUCUGGUAGGCAGCGUGGAGCGUCAGAGGAAAGCUGUGGUUCCUCUGGCUGUUGUUUCUACCCUCACUUUCCUGUGUCUUAUAAUACUGAUUGGCAUUCUCAUCUAUUGGAGGAAGUGCUUUCAGACUGCUCAUUUCUACAUAGAGGACUGCACUUCCCCCAGAGUCAUAUCUACCUCUCCUGCUCAUCUCUUGAGUCGCACAGAUGAGCAUGAGCCUCUUUCAGUGAAGCAGUUUGUAAAACACGUCACAGAACUUCAUAACAACAACUCCUUCUCCAGAGAGUUUGAGAUAUUGAAAGAGUAUUUUGAGGAGGUUCAGACAUGCACUGUGGAUCUGGGAACUACAACCGAUAGCUCCAAACACCCAGACAACAAGAGCAAGAACCGAUAUGUCAACAUUUUAGCCUAUGACCACAGCCGAGUGCGCCUCUCAUCCCAGUCUGACAAAGAUGGAAAAAAUGAAGGGGACUACAUCAAUGCCAACUAUGUAGAUGGCUUUAAUAAACCGCAAGCCUACAUAGCAGCUCAGGGCCCUCUAAAGUCAAGCAUAGUGGACUUCUGGAGGAUGGUGUGGGAGCAGAAUGUGGGAGUGAUCGUCAUGAUCACAAACCUGGUGGAGAAAGGAAGAAAAAAAUGUGACCAGUAUUGGCCCUUGGAGAACCAAGAAGAGUAUGGCUGUUUCCUUGUGACUGUUAAGAGUACCGAGGUUAUGGCCUAUUACACCCAGAGAACUUUCACCAUAAGAAACACACAUAUAAAGAAGGGUUCUCAGAAGGGUCGUGCUAAUGAGCGAACGGUAAUGCAGUUCCACUACACACAGUGGCCAGACAUGGGUGUGCCUGAAUAUGCACUGCCAGUGCUCUCGUUCAUCCGCAGGUCAUCCAGAGCUAGGACAGAAGAUGUGGGGCCUGUGGUGGUGCACUGCAGUGCUGGUGUGGGGCGAACAGGUACCUACAUCGUGCUGGACAGUAUGUUGAAGCAGAUUAAAGAGCAGGCUUUGGUGAACAUCAUGGGCUUCCUCAAACACAUCCGCACACAGAGGAACUACCUUGUGCAGACUGAGGAACAGUACAUCUUUAUCCAUGAUACACUGGUGGAGGCCAUUCUGAGUAAGGACACAGACGUGCCAACAAGCCACAUCCAUAGUUACGUUAAUGACCUACUAACCACCGGACCCUCAUGCAGGACUCGCCUAGAAAAGCAGUUCAAGCUGGUGAGCCAGUCCAGUGCCAAGCAGUGUGAUUACUCUACUGCUUUGAAAGAGUGCAACAGAGAGAAGAACAGGAGCUCCUCUUUGAUACCUGUGGAGAGAUCCCGAGUGUGUUUGUCAACAUCAGCAGAGGAAACCUCAGACUACAUCAACGCUUCUUAUAUUAUGGGUUAUUGGCAGAGCAAUGAGUAUAUCAUUACCCAGAAUCCUCUGCCCAGCACAGUGAAGGACUUCUGGAGGAUGAUUUGGGACCACAAUGCCCAGGUUGUUGUGUCACUGUUACUGACAGAGGAUACUGAGCCAAUGAUGUUCUGGCCCAAAAGAGAUCAGCCAAUCAGCUGUAAGAUGUUCACAGUGUCUUUAAGAGGGGAGGAGCAUAUUUGUCUGUCUAAUGAGGAGAUGCUGGUUGUACAGGAUUACAUUCUAGAAGCUACUCAGGAUGACUAUGUUCUGGAAGUCAGGCAUUACCGUGCCCCUCGCUGGCCAAACCCAGACAGCCCCAUCAGUAACACAUUUGAACUGAUCAGCAUUAUCCGAGGGGAGCGAGGGUCUAAAGAGGGGCCCAUUGUUGUACAUGAUGACUACGGGGGUGUGACAGCAGGGACGUUCUGUGCCCUUUACACUCUGCUCCAGCAGCUGGAGGCUGACAGUUCCGUGGAUGUUUACCUGGUGGCCAAGAUGACCAACCUCAUGAGGCCAGGAAUCUUCACAGAUAUUGAACAGUACCAAUUCCUCUACAAAGCCAUCUUGAGUCUGGUUGGGACCCAAGAAGAUGAGAAAGCGCUCCAGUCCUCCGACAACAACGGCACAGUCCCAGGAGGCCUUGCAAGUGCCGCAGAGAGUCUGGAAUCCCUUGUGUAACCAUAGCAACGAGCAAACACAGCUCACAUGGACGCUCCCUUUUCCCUGCUGCUCUGCUCUGUUUUUAUCCGUUUGUUCACCACCUUCAUUUGACAGUCCGCAUUGCUGGACAUGGUGUGAUCCUGGAACUUGGAAUGUGUGCCUUUGUACAUUCAUUCAUCUCGUUUAACCACUUUGAUACAGUUUUAAUGUAGACUAAUGUAGUCUAUGUCUCUGCCACUUUGUACUAACCUCGUACUAAUUUCUUUUAAUAGAAUUUCAUAUUUAUUGGCAUUAUGUCUCAAUGAAAGGGAAGAAAAUCACUUUUUAAAAAGACAUAUUUUAUUAGUCUAUAUUUUGUAGUAAGCCACAUUGUUUUCCACAUGGAUGUAAAUACAAAGAAUGUGGCAUUUUUUUCUGUCACAGUUUUCAGACAAGGUCAUGGAAUAAUAUUCUAAUUUGUAAAUAAUAUUAUAGCAACCAUGUCAAUGGACCAAAUUUCUAUUUAUAAGAUUAGAUUUUUAUAUUUUACUACUGUAGUGCUUCACGCUGUAUGCACUCUAAUAAUGUAGUCAAAACAUUGUUCUGAUAUUUCUGAAGUUUCCCAAUGUUUUGUACUUUCAUUGACUUAACAUAAAUUGUGAUUAUACUGACUCUUUAGCUGUAUAUAAAAAUGUUUCUGUUACAUGUAGGAAUAAACACAACACAAUAAAACCAAAUAAGCAGGAGUUA
Molecule: messenger RNA, 6141 nt
Organism: Pygocentrus nattereri (red-bellied piranha)
Lineage: Eukaryota; Metazoa; Chordata; Actinopteri; Characiformes; Serrasalmidae
Gene: ptprz1a
Product: protein tyrosine phosphatase receptor type Z1a
Exons: 31
Coding region: 145-5430 (1761 amino acids)
Biological process (GO): peptidyl-tyrosine dephosphorylation
Molecular function (GO): protein tyrosine phosphatase activity; protein binding
Source: RefSeq, a predicted model, not a curated record